Molecule: messenger RNA, 1469 nt
Organism: Hypomesus transpacificus
Lineage: Eukaryota; Metazoa; Chordata; Actinopteri; Osmeriformes; Osmeridae
Gene: nudc
Product: nudC nuclear distribution protein
Exons: 9
Coding region: 138-1148 (336 amino acids)
Biological process (GO): protein folding
Cellular component (GO): cytoplasm
Source: RefSeq, a predicted model, not a curated record
GAGUUACCAGUUACACGCUGUUUCCAGGAAGUAGUUGUCUACAACAGCGUGACUUAACAUUGUUACCACCAUCCCCAUUUAGCUAGCUAACUGUCUGUUUAGCUAUCGUACAGUGAAUAUUUUGCCUAACAUUGAAUAUGGGUGAUGAUGAAGAAAAGUAUGACGGAAUGUUGCUGGUUAUGGCACAACAACACGAAGGAGGGGUGCAAGAGUUAGUCAAUACAUUUUUUAGCUUCUUACGGCGAAAAACGGAUUUCUUCAUAGGUGGAGAGGCAGGUGCGCCAGAGAAGCUGGUUAAGGAGUCAUUUGCCCACCACAGCCAGAUAGCCCUAAAGGCCCAGAGAGAGAAACAGUCCAAACAGGAGAAGGAGAAGAAGGAGAAGGCUGAGAGGGCAGCAAAGUUGUCCAAGGAAGAGGAAAAGAAGAAGAAGAAAGAAGCAGAUGAGCCCAAGAUCCGGGAGCUGACAGAUGAGGAAGCAGAGAGACUUCAGUCUGAAAUUGAUCAGAAAAAGAGAAAACAAGAAGAACAAAAAGAAGCCCCCAAAAACAAUGUGGAACCAGCCCCAGAGAAGGGAGACAAAGCGUCUGAUUCAGAGGGAGAGGAGGAUGAGAAAGACAAAGACAAACUGAAGCCAAACUCAGGGAAUGGAGCUGACCUGCCCAACUACAGGUGGACACAGAGCCUGUCAGAUGUGGAUUUGCUGGUGCCCUUUGACGUGAACUUCCGUAUGAAGGGGAAGGACGUGGUGGUGGAUAUCCAGCGGCGCUCUCUGAAGGUGGGCCUGAAGGGCCAUCCUCCAGUGAUCGAUGGCCAGCUUUUCAACGACAUCAAGGUGGAGGAGAGCUCCUGGCUGAUAGAGGACGGCAAAGUCGUCACCAUCCACCUGGAGAAGAUUAACAAAAUGGAGUGGUGGAAUAAGAUCGUAUCGACAGACCCGGAGCUCAACACCAAGAAAAUCUGUCCGGAGAACUCAAAGUUGUCAGACCUGGACGGAGAGACACGCAGCAUGGUGGAGAAGAUGAUGUAUGACCAGAGGCAGAAAUCCAUGGGCCUACCCACCUCCGAAGAGCAGAAGAAACAAGACAUUCUCAAGAAGUUCAUGUCUCAGCACCCAGAGAUGGACUUCUCUAAAGCCAAAUUCAGCUGAGAAGCUUUACACCUGUCGGCCUGGACGUCCAAUCCUCCUGGGCAGCUUGUGAAAAACACUGUAUGAAUCCUUGUCAGAAUCCACCUCAGCUAAUACUGCAGUCUAACGAACUCUCUUCACGCUCUCAAUCUCUCUUUCCUUUGUUUCUUUCUCCACCUGCUGGCUCUGUUCUGAUCUGUGCAUUCUGAGGUUGACAGUGUCCGUUCAGUUUUGGUUACUGUAACAGAAACUUCUCUGAAACGCCUAUCCUUGUUCUGUUGCAUGUGUUCAUUAAAUGUUUAAAGUAAUGUUGGAAUCCUUUAAAAUAUUAGUUGAAACCAA